AAACUGUCAAACUGCAUCACUAUACAAAUUGUGUCUAUUCAUUGUUGACUGAUUCUACUGAAAUGAUUUGCAGUAACACAACGGAUUAUAGUUACUUAGUAGGAGAUUUUCGCGCUUAUGCAUGCCCAAUAAUUGCUGUCGUCGGAGUGACAGGCAAUAUUUUCAUAAUAGUUAUUUUUGCUCAGGAUCGGCCAUAUUCAAGAUUUUCAUUCUAUGCUAUCUCUUUAGCUGUAGCAAAUAUUACCACAUUAACUGUGAACACAUUCAUUGAUGAUUUCCUUGGACGAGGACUAUCUCAUGCAACAAAUCAUCGUUUGUAUUACAAACUCGAUGUGUUAUCAGAAUUUUGGUGUAAAUGUGUGGAGUAUAUAUCGAAUGCAAUGUAUUUCAUAUCAUCUUAUCUUAUUGUCAUUUUUUCAAUUGACCGACUGUUGACUAUUCAUCAACCAAUAAAAUUCUAUUCAACAUUUCAUAAACGCUGGGCACUCAGUGCGUGUAUCAUCGUCUUCUUUGUUGGAAUAAUCAGCAAUACACCUUUGUUGUCUGUGCAAACUCUAGUGGUUGAUCCGUCAAGUCGAACAAAUUUCACAUGUCGAAUGAUUUCUGAACAUCCAGUUGCAAAAUUCACGAUAGCAUUUGAAACUAUCAUCACUUUUACAAUACCAUUCUGCUUGGUAUUGUUCUUAAACACUUUUAUCUGUAUUCGAUUAUGGAAGUUGAAAGCGAAUCGAAGAGCUCUUCUACCAACGGAUUCUUCACGGAAUCAUAUGGAAAUGGGACGAGUGUUCGGACACCUUGCUUUGAGUACAGCAUUCUUGCUACUGUAUUUGCCAAUGGUAUGUGUUGUGUUGAUUCGUCUAAACCAAACUUUAAACCAUAUGGACAGACAUAAACCCUAUGCACUGUGUAUUAUUGAUUUGUCCAGAUUUCUCUCUUCUGUUAAAGAUAUCACCUAUGCAGUUAAUUUCUUUGUAUACUUAAUAUUUCUGAGAAAUUUCAGACAAAGUUUUUGGAAUAUAUUCAGAAGCAUGUGUUGUAAACAGGCACUAACUGCACCUCAGUUAACACUUUACAGACAAGAAGACAAGAGGCAGAAUAAUAAGUUUAGACGUGCAAAAACUGUUCCACACUUUUGAGGAUUAUUGAAUCAUAUUUCAAGUUAAUUCACUUAUACUACGCCAUGUUUAUUUCUGUUUUUGACAGUUCAUAUACACAGCAACACAUUUCUGUAUAACUGUAUAUAUUAUAUGGUUCGUAUACCUAUCUGUCUAACAGUGAAUUCUCACGCAAACCU
Trichobilharzia regenti is the source of this 1294-nucleotide messenger RNA. The record is from the annotation of a GenBank genome assembly. Lineage: Eukaryota; Metazoa; Platyhelminthes; Trematoda; Strigeidida; Schistosomatidae.